Molecule: messenger RNA, 1539 nt
Organism: Effrenium voratum
Lineage: Eukaryota; Dinophyceae; Suessiales; Symbiodiniaceae
Source: the annotation of a GenBank genome assembly
CAACCUAGUGCAGAGUUUUUGCAAGAAGUGCGGGUCGCAUGCUUCGCACGUCAGAUGCAGGAGCUUCAGCUUGGGACAUUUAUCACCAAUCCGCGGGUGAGAGCUACUGCGCAAACGCCGGAGGUGGAAGGCAAAGGUGCCACGCCGGCGGGAAGGAGGAGUGCACCGUGGCUCUUGCUGGGGGCGCUUGCAAUCAGGCGACAGCUGACGCGCCGCAUGGCAGGAGCUUCCAGUUCGGAGAAGGUUUUCAUCGGAGUGGACUUCGGCACGAGUGGUUGCCGUGCCGCCUGCCUUGACUCCAAUGCCUCGCUGUUGGCUGAAAGUUCCGUUGCUUAUGGCGACGCAUCGGGCCCUGAGUGCUGGCGGGAAGCGCUGUGCAAGGUAGUGAAGGAAUUGCCAAGACGAGAGUCGGCGGCAGCCAUUUGCAUUGAUGGGACGUCGGCCACAGCAUUGCUUUGCAGCUCAGCAGAUGGACAUGUUCUGGAAGGUCCGUUGAUGUACAACUUCUCCUGUAGCGCCGCUGCUGUGCAGCGCUGCCGCGCCAUCUUGCCGAAUCCAGACCACACUGCAGCAGCUUCCAGCUCCACACUGUGCAAGGCCUGGGAGUGGAUCUUGCAAGGCAAAGCUGGGCCCGGGAAAAGGUUGGUACAUCAAGCGGACUGGCUCACAGCACAGCUUCUGGGCACCGAUGUGCCGUCGCCAGGUACUGAUUACCACAAUGCCUUGAAGUUGGGCUACGACGUGGAGUCCCUUCAGUGGCCAGACUGGCUGAAGCGCAGUGAGGUGGCGCCUCUGCUGCCGGAGAAGGUGCUUUCUCCCGGGGAGACGGUUGGAUACAUAGGCGCCGGACCUGCAUCCUGGCUUGGAUUGCCGGAGUCCUGCCGAGUUGCGGCUGGCACCACUGAUUCUAUCGCAGCUUUCUUGGCUGCAGGCACCUCCCAGGUCGGAGAGGCAGUGACCUCACUCGGCUCAACACUGGCCAUUAAAAUGCGAAGCCUUGUUCGGGUGGAGGACUCUUCCUUCGGAGUGUACAGCCACCGGUUGGGGGGCGAUCCGCUGCAGUGGCUGGUGGGUGGAGCUUCUAACACCGGCGGUGUAGUUCUGAGAAAGGUCUUCACCGACAAGGCCUUGAAGCAUCUUAGUGCAGAGAUUGAUGCUGAGGCUGACUCAGGGCUGGAUUAUUACCCCUUGCCUUGCAAAGGGCAGCGAUUCCCCAUCUCUGACGAUAACUUGGAGCCGCGUCUCGAGCCACGGCCAGAAAGCGACGCCCAAUUCCUGCACGGCAUCUUGGAGGGCAUGGCACGCAUUGAGGCAGCCAGCUUCCAGAAAUUGGAAGAGCUCGGUGCCGGCAGACUGCGGCGCGUGGUUACAGCUGGAGGGGGCGCCAAGAACCCUACAUGGUGUCGGAUUCGUCAACGGCUUAUUGGGGUGCCAGUGGAGAGCGCCGAGUGGACGGAGGCUGCUUGUGGGGCCGCCCUGCUGGCCAUGAAAGGCGUCUCUUUGCUGGGCGCACUCGCCGACCAGAAAUGAGAGCGCGAA